UGUCAAACAAGAAGGUCAGGCGACAUUUCUCUUUACAACCGCAGUACGUCGUAUACACCCUCACAUAACAUGUACACACCACACCACAUCACACACACUCUCACACAACGCAUAGUGGACCAUCAGACGUGGCCCAUUCAAUCAUCAUUCGCUUUAUUAUUACUCACACGUUCUCUUCAACAGAGAACUUGCCGCAGUGCUUUCUGUUUUCCCCGUGAACAAGUUUCUCUUUUCUCUCUCUUUCUUUCUUUCUUUGUUUUUUUUCCCUUCCCCUGUUUUCAUUUUCCCUCGAUCUUACAACAAAUACUAGAAAAGAAUGACCUCUUCUACUGACCUGGAUGAAUUCCGAAACCAAUGGAAGCAAGAAGUCGUCCAACGCGCAAAAAAGUCCGUGCCCCUUCCUGCUGACUCGCCGUUUGCGACACCGCCUUCGUCUCCGCCGCUCAAGCCAACGACAACAGGAGCAAAAGAGCUCGAGGAAGAGUCCUCUAUUGUUGUUGCUGUUGACCACAGCUGUACUAACAGUAACGAUGAUGAUCAUCGUGGUCCUGACACUGAAGCAGCAGUGGAGCAAGGGGCGGCAAGUCCAUCGCUAGCUAUUGACAUGUAUCGCAUGGCCAUGGAUAUGGAACGCAAGGGACAGUUAGGCCAAGCACUACUGCAUUACCGGCGAGCAUUCAAAUUAGACCCGGACGUUGACAGAGCGUACAGGAAGCUCGAGAUGCUAUCAACAUCUUUAUCUUCGCUAUCACCUUUUGUUGCCGAGUCUGUAACUCGCGCAGCAACAGUAGCAGGAGGAGCGACCCCCCAUCACCAUCUUCAACAACAACAACAACAACAGCAACAGUACCUUUACCGUCAAUGUGACCCAUUAGUUGCUGCCGCAACAGCUGACGGCAGUGAUAUUCGCACUUUGCUCGGCUACCCGCAUCACGAGUACCCACUGUCAACAACUUUGACAAGAGAAUCAGUACUGUCAAAAGAACAAGGAGGGCCAGGCACCAGCAGUAGUAGUACAAGUAUUGUGAUUGACCCAUUAAAUGCACUUAUCCGAGAAUUCAGUCAACAAGAUCUCGCGUAUAUACCUAUUGUUGAUUACAAGCCUGUGGCUAUUGCUAAACUUCCCGAUGAAAUGCUUGUACAUGUGCUUGGCCACUUGGUCCUUUAUUCCAUAGCUACGAUGCCGACUUUUGCACUGGUUUGCAAGCGGUUCUUUUUGGCGACGCGCUCUGCGAGUCUGUGGCGUCAUGCAUGCGAGCACAUGUUCCGUGCGCCAGGGAUGACACUUGUCCAGUCGCGUUAUUACCAGGCCGAAUUCGUCAAUACCCUCUACGAUGGCUACUGGCUUAAAAUGUUCAUUGAGCGGCCGCGUCUGCGCUAUGAUGGUGUUUACAUUUCCGUCUGCCAAUACAUCAGACCGGGCACGUCAGAAUCAGCAUGGACGCAGCCAGUGCAUUUAGUUACGUAUUAUCGAUAUCUACGGUUCUUCCCAGACGGUAGUAUCGUCAAGUAUCUUUCAACAGAUGAGCCAGCUGACGUGAUUCGGCUGCUUACUCCGGAAUUUGCGCGCCGUCAAGUCUUUCAUGGCAGGUUCUGUCUUGAUGACGACAGUGGUCAAGUGGCCGUAGACAUGCGCGACAAAACACGACCUAGAGACCGGUUCCAAAUGAUGCUCUACAUUAAAGGCACGAGCCGUGGCCGACACAACAAGCUGGGAUGGUUAUCGUACACGAGCAAGAAGGAUGGUCGAGAGGAUGGAACAACGUAUGAUUUGAAACUCAUGCGACCCUACUUCUUUAGCGUGGUGCGUAGCUAUAGAAAACAGGUGUAGUUUUGAAACUCAGCCGAUUUAAAGUGUGUUUGAAGUUUUGUAAGAAUAAAAACAUAUGAGAACGAG
Zychaea mexicana is the source of this 1897-nucleotide messenger RNA. RefSeq lists its product as uncharacterized. The coding region runs from base 317 to 1831 and encodes 504 amino acids. NCBI's taxonomy places the organism in Eukaryota, Fungi, Mucoromycota, Mucoromycetes, Mucorales, Lichtheimiaceae. The record is from RefSeq and is a predicted model, not a curated record. Gene Ontology annotation, biological process: SCF-dependent proteasomal ubiquitin-dependent protein catabolic process. Gene Ontology annotation, molecular function: protein binding. The transcript is spliced from 4 exons. Gene Ontology annotation, cellular component: SCF ubiquitin ligase complex.